CUCGGCGGCUCAGUCUCCUCCCGAGCCCAGCCCCGGCUGGCGGCAACGGCGGCCAGCACGAGCCGGAGCCCCGGCCUCAGAGCGGCGAGGCGGAGGGCCGGAGGAGGCGGCGGACCGGAGCGGCGGGCCGCGGUCCUGCCCCGGGCGAGCGCUCAUCCGCCUGUCAGAGCCCGCAUAAAUGAUGAAAAUUUCCUGUGACGCAUAAGAAUCACUGAUUGUGAAAGUGCCCAUAUAAGCACUGUUAACUCUAAACUCAGAGAAACUAUGAAAGAACCAUCUGGUUGACUCUAAUUGAAGACCACCACAUCCACCAGAAGACCCAGAAUGGAUCUGCACCAAAGCACCACCAUCACUUUUCUGGAGAAAUGGUGUUCAGAGGAGACACUGUCCAGCUGCAGGAGGCAUUAUAAUGUCAAGAAAAAACUGAAGAUUGUUCGAAUCUUAGGCCUUUUCAUGGGCCUGGUAGCCAUUAGCACUGUCUCAUUUUCAAUCAGUGCCUUUUCUGAGACAGACACACAGAGCACAGAAGAGGCCAGUGUUGUAAGUGGCCCUAGGGUAGCACAGGGUUACCGUCAAAGAACUCUCUUAGAUUUCAACGACAAGAUUCGGGAUUACACUCCACAGCCACCUCUUCCUAAGGAAGGCAAAUCUGAGAAUGGUACAGACCAUGCCCAAGGAGACUACCCUAAAGACAUCUUUUCCCUUGAGGAGAGAAGAAAAGGUGCCGUUGUCCUCCAUGUCAUUGGGAUGAUCUACAUGUUCAUAGCCUUAGCCAUCGUCUGUGAUGAGUUCUUUGUCCCUUCUUUGACUGUUAUCACUGAGAAACUGGGCAUCUCUGAUGAUGUGGCUGGAGCCACCUUUAUGGCUGCAGGGGGAUCAGCCCCAGAGCUUUUCACAUCUCUCAUAGGGGUAUUUAUUGCUCACAGCAACGUUGGCAUAGGCACGAUCGUAGGUUCAGCAGUAUUCAACAUCCUCUUUGUGAUUGGCAUGUGUGCUCUGUUUUCUAGAGAAAUCCUAAACCUGACAUGGUGGCCGCUCUUUCGGGAUGUGUCCUUCUACAUCGUUGAUUUGAUCAUGCUGAUCAUAUUUUUCCUGGAUAAUUUUAUCAUGUGGUGGGAAAGCCUGCUGCUCUUAACAGCUUACUUUUGCUAUGUGGUUUUCAUGAAAUUCAACGUCCAGGUAGAAAGAUGGGUGAAGCAAAUGAUAAAUCGCAAUAAAGUCGUCAAGGUGACAGCACCAGAGGCCCAAGCAAAGUCAUCUGCAGCCAGAGACAAGGAUGAACCAGCUCUCCCGGCUAAGCCACGUCUUCAGCGGGGUGGAAGUUCCGCUUCCCUGCACAACAGCCUCAUGAGGAACAGCAUCUUCCAGCUCAUGAUAUACACCCUUGACCCGCUGGCUGAAGAACUUGGAUCAUAUGGAAAACUAAAAUAUUAUGACACAAUGACUGAAGAAGGGAGGUUCAGAGAAAAGGCUUCAAUUCUCCACAAGAUCGCCAAGAAGAAAUGCCAGGUGGAUGAGAACGAGAGGCAGAAUGGGGCUGCCAAUCACGUGGAAAAAAUCGAACUUCCAAACAGCACCAGCACAGAAGUCGAAAUGACACCAACCAGUGAUGCUUCAGAACCCGUCCAAAAUGGAAAUCUCUCCCACAGCAUUGAAGCUGCAGAAGCCCAGACCACAGAGACAACUGAUGACGAGGACGACCAGCCUCUCAGCCUGGCCUGGCCUUCCGACAGCCGCAAGCAAGUCACAUUUCUGAUUGUUUUGCCUAUAGUAUUUCCUCUCUGGAUCACCUUACCAGAUGUUCGCAAACCUUCAUCAAGGAAGUUUUUCCCCAUCACGUUCUUUGGCUCCAUCACCUGGAUUGCAAUAUUCUCUUACUUGAUGGUCUGGUGGGCGCACCAGGUUGGAGAGACGAUCGGCAUCAGUGAGGAGAUUAUGGGUCUGACCAUCUUGGCUGCUGGGACCUCCAUCCCUGAUCUUAUCACCAGCGUCAUAGUGGCUCGGAAGGGACUAGGGGACAUGGCUGUGUCCAGCUCUGUUGGAAGCAACAUUUUUGACAUCACUGUAGGGCUCCCGCUGCCCUGGCUGCUGUACACGGUCAUCCGCAGAUUCCAGCCGGUGGCUGUCAGCAGCAACGGCCUCUUCUGCGCCAUCGUGCUCCUCUUCAUCAUGCUGCUCUUCGUCAUCCUCUCCAUUGCCCUCUGCAAGUGGCGGAUGAACAAAGUGCUGGGGUUCAUCAUGUUCGGCCUCUACUUUGUGUUCCUGGUGGUCAGCGUCCUCCUGGAAGACAGAAUCCUCAUGUGCCCUGUCUCCAUCUAGAAGGAAAAGCCAUAUCUUAAACCAACAGCAGGGAUGGUCCCUCCAUACUCUGGGCUCUGGGCUCCUUGACCACUUGAGAAGAGGCAGCUGACACACAGCCCUGGGUACCAGCAUCCCUCCUUGGCCAAUUGAAGGAGGGAUGGGUUCACGCUGGGCCCAUUUUCUUCACAGGCUGCUUCCACCCUGGCCUACGGAGAUGACUGUGUGUAGAGACAAAGAGAACCACCACCAUGGGGCUUCUCCCCAUCACCACUGACAGGUACUCCUCGCUGGUCGGAGGUACAUUCAUUGCAAUGAUGUAACAGGGACGGAGGCGCUCCAUAUACAUAUAAAAUAUACAUAUUAUAAAUACACGCACAUGAACACACAAACCCUGCCUGUUCCUGUACUAUACCUGUCCUUCCUUACUAUAGAUUGAUAUAUACCUGUAUAUAAACACAAAGAAAGAAAAACUAUGUAUGUAACUAUAUAUACAUAUAUGUAAGUAUAAAUGCAUCUUUUCAGGGAUAGCUCUAGUAUAUUUAUAGUACCUAUUUGAAGUGGGGCAUCAACCUUCAGUCUGGGCUUUACCUCAUGAGUGCAGGAGGUGAACGAAUAGAAUCAGUAGACGAAGGUAGAGCUGCUGUGACCUUCAACCUACCUUGGACUUACUGAGCUCCUGCCUGGUAAGGUGAAUAGUUUAGAGAAAUAAUUUGCAGGGAGGACGGCUUGGUGAGAAGGGUCUUUAGAGGCUCUGAGUUGAGCCUUCCAAAACAUUCCCGAAGCCAAACAGGGAAGAUUAUCUGUCCACCCAUACUGGGGUACACUGGCUGAAACUCACAGGGUUACUUAGGACAAACAGAGCUAAAACCCAGGCUAGGUGGACAUCAGUUUGGGGGUGAGGGGAAGUAACCAGGGUUGGGGUUUUUGGUUUGGUUUGGUUUCAUAUUGUCCCAGCAUGCAAGUAUAAAAUAUGACUAUAAACCAAAUUAGUGCUUUUCUAGGACAGCAAGACUGUAUAAACUGAACCUAUAUUUUUUUCAACGCAUGUCCCAUUAUCAUCGAAAGAAGGGGGGUGAGUUUGGCUGUGACUGUCGUUUAGGCAUAUUUUGAUACCAAGAACAUGCAUACAGUCAAAAUGCCUGCCAGCAGAGCCUCGAUGUAGGAUAAGAAAUACCACCCAUCAGAGGCGCUCAGAGGGACUUGCCACCUCCUGGGACUGUAAGGGCAUAUAGUUCUUUAAAACAUUUUCCAGGGUGGUCAUAAAGGGCUUUAGUGUCUGUAGAAAUCAUUAUUCCCAAUAGAACUGUGUUAACUCUGACCAAUCCUGCUUAGAUGGAGGCAGUUCUGAGAAGUUUGGAAAGGUGUUGGCACACUCAGCACACCCUGGGUCCUAUGUCAGGUCAUGCCGGGACAAGGAUUUGGUGAAAGCCCAUUUAACACCGUGUCUCUUCUUCCAUGGAGACCCCACCUGGGACUCUGGGUGAAGCACACUACCGACAGUCCUCCACAGCUUCUUUACACUGGUCUCAAGCCAGUCACUUUAAUGUUAUUUCCUGAUUUUGCUCAGCAUGAUAUGGGAUAUUUUCACUUCAUUUAUUUGGUGCCCCCACAUUCUGUUUGACACUUUAGAUGAUCUCAGGUCUAUGUCUGUAGAAAAUAAAACCAGCAGGGAGGGGAAAACUGGCAAACGAAAUUGAUAAAAAAUGAUGGCAAGCACUCUCCGUUUCCCCAAGUCAUGUUUCCUUAAAACCAAUUUAAAAAGUGAAUGGAGGAAGAGCCCUUUUUCUGUACCCAUCUUAUGUCCAAGCUGGCACACAAUGUGGGGAACUUCACCAUACGUGUUCCUCCCUGCAGUCUAUUCCGUCAUUGGCACCUGCUGUGAUCACAUAUGUCUCAGUAUAGGGAGACAGGAAGCCAAACUCCCAGCUGACUGAGAGGAAAGGGAACCUGAGCUCCAGCUCAGUAUUCCUCCCACAAAACCUCAGCUCCCUCCACAGAGCAUAGCAAUAAUAGGCAGUGUCCAGCACUGUUCUUCACCCAUAAGCAGAAAGCACUUCCAAGUGGAGGCCCCCCAGGAAAACAAGCAAGUAAGCUGGCUGCUGCCUAGAAGGCCAGCUGUCACAUCUCCCUAACUUGCAACGCUGGGUUUUCAGAUACGUAAAAGAAACCUGCAUACCAUUCAUCAAGGGCAAGACUUUGUAAGGAAGCAAGAAUUUGUACUGGUUCCUUACAGUGAAAGAAAAGGAAAAAGUGAACUUUUAGUUUAAAAACUCUUGUUAUUUUCCUUGUGUGUUGCUUGAAGAGGAGCAAAGUUGGUUAUUGUGUGAGUUCUGUAACACUGACUGGCUUGUUGUUUGAAAGGAGAUUUCGAUAGAUGACUUUGACUCAACUGCAAGUAGACUGUGUAAAAUGAUCCGAGUUGAGGGAGGUGUGGUGCUACCUGCUUCUUAUUCCAACACUUCCUGGUCCUCCCCUGCUCCUCCACCCUCCCAUUCAUUCCCAGCUCCCAGGGAAGACUAAUCCAAGCAGCAAGUGGAGCUCCUACUUGCCCGGGAGCUCCACUUCCUAGGGAGUGUUGUGGUCCUUAAUGAAAAGUUGAUUUGGGGAAGGCGACACUUCCAAGCCCAGUUCUCCCCUCAAUGAUGUGCACUGAGCAUAAACUAUAGCAACCUGUUCCCUCGCUGAAUGGGAUGGCAUCUUCCACCACUCGCCCUUGCUUUCCCUUCAUUUAUGUGUCUAUGAGUAUGUGGUUAUGUGUUGGGCUAGGGUGGAUUCAGAGAGAAGUGUGCAAAAUGCAACAACGGCUCUUAAGAGCAUUCAAAUCAUGCACAUAAUCAUAAGAAAGAACUUUCCACAUCAUAGGUUCCAGAGUAGGUCAUUUCUAACCCCUUUCCUGCAUGCAUGUGUAUAUACAUAUAUAAAUAUAAGUAAAUAUAUAUAUAUAUCUUUAUACCAGAUCUAUAUGUACACAUAUAAUAUGACUUACAUCAUCAUCCUCUGGCCCAACCACAUUUAGGUUUCAAAAGCAACAGCAUCAAGUUGGACAAAAUCAAGGAAAAGGAAAGUCGUAUACAAAAGGGAACGGUUCUUCCUGAUCAUAAGGUUGUUCGUUUCUGUGCACACUCACAUACAUGCAGACAUACACAUAUACACCCAGAUUUUCCCUCCCUAAGAAUAUAGAUUUAUAGCCUUAAGGAAAUGGCCAGCCAUAUCCCUAAUGCUGAUGUAGAGGCAAAGAAUACACAACAGAAAAUAUAUUUUGAGAAAUUUAGACUACAGGUACUCUCUUUGCUUCCUUGGAGCAGGGUAUAAAAUAAUGUCAAAAAUUCCAGAGCCAACAUUUCACUACUCAGUCUAAAAUAAAUGAGUUAUACCCAGAACUGUUUGCCCACAGCAAACCAAGCAGGUCUUGCUUGCUGUCACCUUGUCUUCCUAGGGAGCUCCCGGAGAGCAGAGCAACCUGGCUCAAACUACAGUUCCCAAGCAGAUACUUGUGAGUUGCAUGUGAGACUGUCCAGCUGCCCUCUGAACCUGACCAGUUCCUGAAGCGCUGAAGCUGGAGAUAAGACAUGCUUCCCAGGACCUAAACUGAGGCAGGCAGUGGGAGACUAGGGAAGGGGUGGGGUUGUUUAUCCAUUUGGCAGAUGCAGUAGAAUUUCCUAAAGCCUUGCCCAGAAGAUUAUAAAAAGAGACAGGGACUGUUUCAUAUUCAGGGAAAAUGCUUUGUAAGGCUUCUAACAGGUGUCACCUGACAUGGGGCAUUAUAGUUUAUUUCAGAGAAGGCAUGAAUCAGGUGGUUUGGAGCCCUUUCAGCAAAACACAGCUGCCUCACUGAUUAGACAUUUGAUAAUGUACAUCCAUUCCUGGGCAGGGAGAGAGUUGGCAAACUCCCCACCAUUGCUCUGAGCUCUCCAACACCUCUGUAACAGUGAGAUAGGAGAUGAGCUAUACGUGGAAGGUCCCUACUCCCAGACCACCUUAGAAAGUUGACCAAGAAAAUGACAGCUGAUAGAGCUGCUAGCCCCCACAAAGUGUUACGAACAAGACGGAACAUGGGGUAAAUGCUCUGCAGAAAUUACUGCACUGGACUAUCUGCAUGGAUCUGAUGGCCUGCCCGCAUACAAGCUUUGCAGAAAACGCCAGUGUGCUGUCCUCCCCCCACCUGCCCACACACAGAAGGCUGUGAUGCUGUGCUUCCUGGCACCUGAGCAGGUUGCUACUCCAGUAAGUAAGUGGCUACAUUAUGGGUGGCAGUUCUGUUCCAGAAGAGAUUAAUAGAAGCUGUUCUCAGGAUGAUUUCUGGAUAAAUCAACUGUCUCCUGGAAGCAGGUGUAGAAGCUAAUGCUUAUUCUUACUAAGCCAGAUCUUCCCUAACCACCUGGCUUAAUGUUUUCAAAAGAUACAUACUAAGUCCUUCAACAACAUUGUCCAAUUAGUAGGGAAGGCCUUAUCAUUAAGAGAGAUUUAAUCAAAUAAAUAGAAGAAUAAGGAAAGAGAAGGAAAGAGAAAUCAAUUCACUUUUACUAGGAUUCCCAAGAAAGUAAGUGUUACAAUGAAAUAUAUCCCUAUGUAGUUUUAAAUGGUUAUAAAUAUCAAACUAUUUUUAACCAAUUACAAGAACCCAUACAUAGUCCUAAGAUGUUAAAAACAAAACCCUUUUGAAAAAGGCCUUGGGAAAGAAAGGUAACCAUGCCCUGCUCUGCCGUCUGUAUUUGUUUAGCUCCCUGCCUCCGUGUCUGUGUUUCUUGUUGAAUCUCAAAGCUUCAUAUUUUUGAAAUAUAUAGCAAACAAGAAAAGCAAUAAAGGAAAUAUAGCCAGCUUCAUUCCAUUACUUAUUUUUACACCAUCACAAUAUCUUUUUCACUUCACUGAGAACUUUGAGCCUGCACAGGCUAUGGCACGAAAUCACCAGGUGCAGGUAGACAUCCGUAAAACUCACAGGCACACACAUGUUUGCUACGGAAGGGAUGCGUUUUCCACAUAGACACCCCUAACCAAUGUGCACACAGCCAUCAGACAUGCCUUCCUCACACGGGGGGAUGAGCCUUGUUCAGAAUCAGCCUAGUCCACAGGGGUCCUUAAUCUGGCCAUUGACAGUUUUCAUUUAAAAGAGAGAGACGAAGCCACGACAACUUAGUCCACAAGUCAGCCAGUUUUUGAGACAUUAUGAUGGGACAGAUAAGUAUGUUCAGAUUAGCGAAGAAAUUGUGAGGGUCUAUGUGGAGCACCAUACUAUUUAAGGCAGCGGUUCUCAACCUGUGGGUCACGACCCACAGGAAUUGUAUUAAAGGGUUGCGGCAUUAGGAAGGUUGAGAACCACUCAUGUAAGCCAAAGCACUUUUACUAAAUGAUUGACAGACUGGAAAACCUAACGGAAUUUGUUUAAAAACAAAUAAAUACUGAAAUCAGAAAGAAUGCCAUGGAGUUUGCACAGGCUUCCAUCAAAGAUUUAAUUCCAUUAAGGGAAUUUGUCCAGCCUGUCACCCUAAUGAAAUGGACAACCUUCUUGUAAGAAAGAGAUUCCCAACAUAGAUAUUUCUGGCAUAACCAAGUUCAAUGUUUAACAACCAUCAGCAUCAAAAAAGUCUCUCUCCAGACUAAACCAAGAGCCCCCAGGAGGUGGCUUAACAUAUUUUUUUCCUUUUUGGCAGAAAAUGACUACAUCUGGGCACUCUUCACUCUUAACCCCUGACACAGUAGCAAAUCACUACUAUGUGAUCUUUUACCUAUUUUCAUCAAAAGUCUCUUUUUAUUUUUACUUCUGAGUUUUUUACUUUAACCCUUUUAAUAAUUUUUAUAGUUCCUCUCUAGUAAGCCUUUUAAGAUGCUUUAUAUGUUCUUAAAUGACGGAACCUUAUGGCUAUUCGUGACACAAGUAUAUCUCAACAGUGCUGACUUACAGCCUCAACCCUCAUGUUUCACUCCCUUUUUCUGCCCCUCUCUGUUGCCUUUCCCUCUUAAAAAAUCAUGCUACCUUGCUGAUUCACAUUUACUUUGUGUCCAGUUUGGCCCCUGCAUUUUUCCUCCAAGACAUUCAGAGGAAGCCAGUGAGUUUCUCAGCUCACCCCAGAGCAUUUCUAUAGGUGCAAUGUCUCACCUCUCUCCACUUGGCCUUAGUGAGCCUCAGUCUGUUCAUUUCUAAUCCCACUUUGAGUUUUCACAUCCAGAUUGGACCCAAUACUUACUCCCUUGCAAGAUACUCAACACCAACCUCUCCAGUUUACUUGGCAAACUUAAUGAGUUUCCUCCAAUUCCUCAUUAAUGCAAAUAUUCAAAAAUGCUAGACCCCUGCCUCUAACAAUUUGUGUUUUAUGUAAUUGACUACUUCUUGGAGGGAAUCCCUCCUAAUUACUACUAAGAUAUGGAUAGAAUUCACAACCACAAGAGAAUAAAGUAGAAGAAAUAUCUUAGGAGCAAACAGGCGUUAAUGAAAGUGGUUUGCAGCAGCAUCAGGAGGCCCUGGUGAUCCCAAGCUCACAGAACAUUUUCAAGUUCAUAGUCCCACACCAACACAGCACUCAGAAGGGAAGAGAUGCCACCUUAGAUCAUUCCAAAAUGCUGGGCCUGUGCACACCUGCACUGAUUUACCAAGAGGAAUUAGUAUUUUCAUUUUAAAUAGGAAAUAAAGAAGAUGGUUAGACCUCUACUUAUCCACCAGCAUUGCAGUGUGUUUACCUCCUUGUGUGAUGGUUGGAUGGGACCUGCAAAGUUGCUGAUUGGUAUCUUGGCCUAGGGAAACGGGCCAGCAUCCACCAAGAGGAUGAGAAUUUGCUCCUGUGCUCAUACAUGUCGGGUUUGCAAGUGACCAGGCCUUGGGGACUAACAGUUCACUAAAACACUCAGCUAACCAAAACAAAAUAGUAAUUUCUUAAAAUCAUGUCACAAAAAACAAAAGAAAAAAAAGGGAAAACAUAUGAAUCCCUGAAUAAACUUAUUUUAAGGAUGAAAUUACAUGUGUGAAUUAAGGGUAGAUAACUUCUUACCAGUUAACUAUAUGAAUCUUCAAUUCUUCUCAUCAGGAUAAAACUGAAGGACAAUGGAUGCCUUUUGGGUUUUUUAAUUUUUUAAUAUUGCACUUUACAGUACUACAUUAGAGACAAUUGUCCUGAUUAAAGCCAUAAAAUACCAAUAAUACAUAUAUUCAGGGCUUCUGAAUAUAGUCAAUCAAUAAGCAGUUCAUGAGUCAUUCCUGUUUUGUAUUGUUUGUUGUAAAUUAGAGUUUAUCUGUUCUAUUUUUAUUACUUAUAAUUAUUGUUCUAGGCAAUCCUAAUCUACUUAUAAAUUUUAGAGGUGUACUUUAAUAAAAACUGUUUGAAAAUCAAAGAAAUUAUUCCUUUCAUAAAAUCAUUCUUAAUUUUCAAAAUAGCUUAUUAUGGUUCCUUUAAAUAGCAAGUUCUGACACCACAUUGAAAAUAUUUCCUCUUAAAAGUAUAGGCUGUUUUUCAAGAAUCAAUUUGUUGUGUAAAGCAAGGUUCACCCAUAUGGAAAGCAAAAUGGAUAAUUAGCAAACAUAUACCUGAGAGAUUUAGGAUGUGUUUGAGUUUUUAUAUAAAUAUAGAAUGGGUCUAAGAAGUUCCCUUAUAAAAAUGGCAAACAGAGAUAUACAACUUGUUAAUAAUUUCUCUUGCUAAGUUAUUAACCCUCCUUGGGAAGACACGUAGAACAACAAACUUCAUUAAUAUAUUGGUGGUUUUUCUUCCCCUCUGCUAAAAUAAACAAUUUCUGACCUGGUAUGUUAGACUAUUUACACUCAUAUAUACAUAAAUGUCUACACAACUAAAAACUUUGAUGUUUCACCUCAUCACAACUCUUUACAUUAUUUGAGUGAAAACUAAAAUGAUGGCUAAGAGGCACUUCAUAGUCUAGAAAUAACCAUAACUGGGUAUUAAAUAGAAUAUCUCCAUUGGUUUUAUGCAUAAACAGCCAAUUUACCCUAAAGAAAGGGUACCUGGACCCAGAGCCAGUGAGGUUCCUCUGUGGAGUCUGUCUACGGUCUAAACUCUAAAGCAGCGUUUCUCAACCUGUGGGUCGCAACCCACAGGAACUGUAUUAAAGGGUCGUGGCAUUAGGAAGGUUGAGAACCACUGCAAAGAGUCUCUCCAAAGGGCAGAGCCUGCCCUUGCAGAAGAGGAAGGCCCUGUGGAGCCCUGCACACAGAAUGUGUAAACAUGCCCUCUGUGCAGUCUGGAUAUUUCUUGAUAUUUCUUCUGCUUAAGUUUGAAAAACCUCCAGAAGCAACAGCUUCCAUCUUCAAACAAUCCAUAGACUUAAAGAGCCAUCAAAAAUAAAAAUAGAAAAGCUACCUUCCUGGUUUAAUGAAGUUGCAGAUAGUGCUAAACUUUUGUUCUUUGCAUAUGGUUUAAACAGAGCAAAUGUUUCUCGCAUUGACUCCAACAUAGACAUUCGCUUGAUGACAUGUAAACUGUCUUUUAGACAGGGUACGUUAAAAAUAUCAGAAUGCCAUUUUUAUAAAGGAUCUUUUUAGGGAUUGAUGUGGUCUCAUGCUUCCUUUGUUUGCCUCCAUUUUAAAAAGAAGCAUUUUAACCCAUCUUUACCCUCUACGAGAAUCCAGUGGACGCUCUUCCAAAUGACUUUUGUUAUGUUGUAUGUGUUGCGUUUAUUAUGAGCAAUUUUCACUGGAUGAACGAUAUAUGGUGAUACUGUGUCAGUUUACUCUCUGUGAAUACGUCUGUACAUAGGCGGAAAGCUGUAUUUACUUGUACAUAGGCUGUUUGGAGUGUACACUUCAGUCACAAGGACUUCCCUCUGAUAAAGGGUGUUUCUUCAUGUUUCUCUGUCCACACCUCUAUGCUUCUACUAAUGAUAAUCAAUUCAUAGAAUAUCGCUUUAUGUAACUAAGUCUUCUCGGUGUGAAAAAUAACAGUAAUAAAAUUAUUGACUCAAGGAAA
Nycticebus coucang (slow loris) is the source of this 11210-nucleotide messenger RNA. RefSeq names its product solute carrier family 24 member 2 (gene SLC24A2). The record is from RefSeq and is a predicted model, not a curated record. Gene Ontology annotation, cellular component: membrane. Gene Ontology annotation, molecular function: calcium channel activity; calcium, potassium:sodium antiporter activity. Bases 325 to 2319 code for a protein of 664 amino acids. The transcript is spliced from 11 exons. Gene Ontology annotation, biological process: calcium ion transmembrane transport; long-term synaptic depression; long-term synaptic potentiation. Lineage: Eukaryota; Metazoa; Chordata; Mammalia; Primates; Lorisidae.